This is a messenger RNA of Siniperca chuatsi (mandarin fish), 1100 nucleotides long. Its product is annotated as mast cell protease 1A-like. The record is from RefSeq and is a predicted model, not a curated record. The transcript is spliced from 5 exons. The coding region runs from base 101 to 832 and encodes 243 amino acids. Gene Ontology annotation, biological process: proteolysis. NCBI's taxonomy places the organism in Eukaryota, Metazoa, Chordata, Actinopteri, Centrarchiformes, Sinipercidae. Gene Ontology annotation, molecular function: serine-type endopeptidase activity.
CAAACACACUGAAGCAAUAAAGACCACAAAAUAAGCAAGAGCUUCUCUUCUUCAAAAAUUAUAAGACCAGGAAUGGAAGGUGUGGAUUUGACCAGAGACCAUGGCAAUCAGCUUCGUGCUACUGCUGCUUUUUGUCCUGAAUGCUGAUGGUACUCGUAUUGUUGGAGGUAGAGAUGCUGCCCCACACUCGCGCCCCUACAUGGCCUCGUUACAAGUGCGAGGUAGCCUGAACUGUGGGGGAGUCCUGGUGAGAGCGGACUUUGUGCUUACAGCAGCACAUUGUGAGAUACCUGUACCAUACACAGUUGUACUUGGAGCUGAUUCACUGUCUGGUAAUGAGCCUACAAAGCAGGAGCUCAGUGCUGUCAGAUCCAUUCCACAUCCUGGCUACGAUGGACAUGAAAAUGACAUCAUGCUCCUAAAGCUCAACAGCACCGCCCAGCUGACUGAAACAGUGCAGCUGAUCCCUCUGAGAAGAGGCAGGCUGCGUCCAGCCAGUCAGUGCAUCACAGCUGGCUGGGGCGAUGUAGGGGAUAACAACACCUUACCAAACAGGCUUCAGGAAGUCAACGUAACCAUCCUGCCACAGCAGACAUGCCUUAGGAGAUGGGGAAGUGUUCCAAUCACCAGGUCAAUGGUUUGUGGCGUUGGGGCCAGCGUCUUUCAAGGCUUUUGCUCGGGGGAUUCAGGUGGUCCAUUGGUGUGUGAUGGAACUGUAGCAGGCGUUGUGUCCUUCUCUGGCCGGCGAUGUGGAGACCCCAGGACCCCUGAUGUCUACACGCGCAUUUCGUCCUUCACGGAAUGGAUUACAAGCGUGUUAGACAACAAUUAAGUAAAUUAGAUUGUAUGGUAAUGUGUCAAUAUGCUUGAUUGGGAUGUACUUUUCAAGACAAGGCUCUUAAUAAUAUACAAACAUUGUGUUAUGUUGUAUCUGUUUAACAAUGAGGCGAUAAAUUAUGUUUUUUUUUUGUUAUUUUUGUUAUACAUCAUGCAUUCAAAUUGGGUCAGGCAAAACUCUUUUCAUUCCAAAGUUUCAAAAGUAUACUGAGCUGAAUGUAAUAAUAAACUGAAAAUGAAAAAAUAAAGUAAAUUCCUCUGCA